Molecule: messenger RNA, 4527 nt
Organism: Penicillium macrosclerotiorum
Lineage: Eukaryota; Fungi; Ascomycota; Eurotiomycetes; Eurotiales; Aspergillaceae
Product: putative Rho guanyl nucleotide exchange factor
Exons: 4
Coding region: 1-4527 (1508 amino acids)
Molecular function (GO): guanyl-nucleotide exchange factor activity
Source: RefSeq, a predicted model, not a curated record
AUGGCGGCCAACGCCAGUGCGCCCGCAGGCACUGCGGUGUCCGACUUGUCGCUGGAAUACCUCAGUCUUUACCACACCGUCGAUACCUAUCUCUCUUCCAUCCUCGUAUUCUACGGCCCGGUUGCGACAGCCAAUGCCACCGUGAGCAGCUCGCGCAUCCAAGCACAUAUCUUCACCCCGGCUGGGUUCCAGAGCUAUCCUCGAAUUACGAUAUCACCCGCAGCAUCACUGUACGCGGCGGUCAAUCAUCUUCCACGUGAGAAACAAGGUGAUGCGAUCGCUCGAGGGCUUGCAGUCAGCAUGCUAAAAUAUUUUGCUGGACUCUCGGAGCCAUUGAAGAGCCGGUUGAUAGACUCGGCUCGGGCUGGACGACCCGGCGGGAAGACGCCCAAGUUGUUUGAUGAGGUGCAUGCGGCCGAUCUCGCUAAUCGAAUGACCAAAAUUGAGGACUCUUCUGAAAUUGUUCACAACAUUUAUACCGCUUUCCAGGAGCGCACAGUCCCCUGGGCUGAUAUCGAUGUUGUGUUGCCUUCAGGUACCAUACAAUCUCAAAGGCGCGAGAGCACGGGGUCAGAUGUCGAUGUCAUCUCUGAUCUCCAAUACGGCCCCUUUACGCCCCUAAUACAGGCCUUGGGUGAUCCGAUGUUUCUGCCAACCUCACGACUCAAGCGGGCGCCUUCGCAGCCCACCAAUGUUAGCAAAUCAAGGAUCUUUACACGCGGCCAGAAGGAAGCCCUCCGCCUUACGAUGUGUGAGUUAGUCGACACGGAGGAGAGAUAUGUCGCCAAGCUCUAUUCCCUCGUUCACGAAGUGGCAGACGAAUUCCGACAGAAAGCUCAAUCUAGAGGGCCUUCCAGUACUAGUCCCGACCAGAAGGCGUUGGAAGCCCUCUUUCCCCCGUGCCUGAACGAGAUCCUGGACGUCAACCUUGGAUUCCUCGAUAUCAUUCGUCAUGUCCUCGAAGAGACAGAAAAAGACGCUCUUGAAGAUAUUAGUCAAGAUACUGAAUUACCCGCAUCGGGUUCAUAUCGUGGCGCAUCGCGAGAUGCCCGAGACUCGAUUGGUGCCGUCGCAUUCGCAAGAGCUUUACUGGAAUGGCUACCACAGUUUUCGCAACCGUAUGCAGACUACAUGCGGGCACAUACCGGUUUCACACAGACGUUGAAUUCGUUCAUGAAGGACAAAAAUUCCAGUUUUUCGCGAAGAGUAUACGAGACCGGAGAACAGCGGCUACGGUCUCUGCUAAUGGAACCGGUUCAACGGCUGCCUCGGUAUAGUCUUCUGAUUGACACUAUGACCAGCAGUUUGCCGUUGGUCCAUCCUGCAGUGCGCCCGUUGCUAAAGGCCCGGGACAUUGUGAAGGAUAUCUGCGCCUUAGACAACACCUCCCCAUCUAGUCAUACGCAAAGUCUGCAACGCCUGAGAGAUCUCACUGAUGGAUGGACGGGCAAAAAAUUCCCUGAAGGCCGAUUGAUCGCGGCUGUGGACGUGAACGAAGUCACCCUUCCAUAUAAAUUGGAUGCCCAGGCCCAGGGAGGUGCAGCUGGGAUCACGCUUCUCUACAAAAACUGUCUCGUACUGCUUGCAAAGUCCCUCGAGAGCCGCAUCACCGCACGUGGGCUCAUGACAGAAAUCGACAAUGCAGCCUCACCAACCAACGAUAUGACAGUUUCUCUGCCCUCCGGGGAGCUCAGGAUCGUACAGGUGCUAGAACUCCAUACGGUCCGCUGCAUGCAAUCCGCUUGUGGUCGAAUUCUGUUCAUUGUCCCUGCCACGUCUAUGUCUAACCCCAGCAGUGGCGAUGGAGGUGCAGAAUUCCUUGCCUUGGAGUUGACUGCAAUCCUUGCCGAGCCCACUACCAGCACUAGUAUCCUGGCGUGCGUUUGCGAAGAGGGCGAAAGCACGGCUCUUAAUCAAGAACAGUCGUCCCCAAUUCGACUUGUUUUCGAUACAUCCAAAAGUGAAUGCACGCAAAUGUUGAAAAGUACGAGUUUGGAGGUGGUGAUGUCGAUAUCGAGCCCCAGUGGGGAUCAAUUCAGAAUGGACAUUGAUACCGUGAUUGGGUUGGGAUCUACAGAUAUUGUAUCAGCAGAUUCCUUUGUUCCCACUCUUACUCGGCGUUUGCAAGCUCUAUUUUCACCGCUCCAUAGCCCCAGAAAUCCGAGCGUGAUGAAACCCCUCGUACACUCGAACUUUGAAAUCAUACGCUAUAUUGCAAACAGUUUGAUUACGCAGGUCAAGUCUUCUCGCGGCUUUCGACCACCAUCGCCAACAAAACUCAUAUCUAAUCUCCUGGGCGGUAGCCGCGAAAAUGUACCCACCAUCAAACAUCCGAAUUCGGCGACUUUGCUGGGAGAAUUUCCAAAGAUGCCUCCUCCGAGAGGCAAUCAUUCGCGCUCCAACACUCUGCCAUCAACUUUUCCUGGCAAGGAAAAAGAGAAAGACGAGGCUUCAAACAAAAUCUCCGUUGUUGGCACGACUAGCCGGGGCCCAGAAGGUCAACUCGGUUCAUUGGAACAGUCCUUUGCAGCAUAUGUGCUUUCUCUUCAAUCUAGAAGUGGAAAUAUACUGGGACGCAUGCUUCGCGCCAGAGACAACGCAGACCGUGCCCCGGUAAAUGAGCUCUACAAUAUCCUAUUAGAAGAUCCUAGCAAGCUUCAGGCCGCUGCAGAAGUGCCGGUUGACACGCUCUUUGUUGCCUUUGAGACAUUCAUGAAAAAUGCUUGGAAGAGGAGCAUGGGCCCCGUACUGGAUGCAGUUUCCCUGAGACAACUACAGGGUCAGUUUGAUACGAUGUUUCCUCGUGAUUUUGAUGAGCAAUUUCGAAAGUUCUUGGCGGACAUGAGCCCCCAAAAUCGUCGUGCCCUGGCUGCUAUCAUUAGACUGCUCGCGGAGCUGCUAGAUGCUUCCGGCAAUGACGGGGAUCGUGGUGCUCUGACCGUUGCAUUCGCUGAGGUUCUCACUGAAGAAGGGGACCCGGUGCAGCACGUGUCACUCUUGGACCGGCUUGUAGACGACUUUGAUAAUCUUUUCGAAGAGUUCAUUCCUGGCGGAGCAUCGGUGGAAGGUACACUGACUUGUGAUCAAACGAAGAAUUCUCAUGCCCCCACCGGUUCUGUGAGCUCCAAUAGCUCAUCUUUCCGAAAGCGCUUUGGAUUUAGCCUACAUAAGGAGAGCCAGAAGAUCGAGGGAGAGAGCAAGGUUGCUUCAAUAUUGCGAACACUGAGUAAGAGACAAAGCCCCGGCGAUUCGGAGCCGAAUACUCCAAAGGGUUCUCUGAUACGUUCCAAAUCUAUUGAUGUGGACACACGGCUGGGGUUACUCCGGCCUGGCUCCCGCGAUCAUCCCAAUGGAUUUGCAUCUGAAGAGCAAAUAUCGAGGCCUGGAACCUCGUAUGGGCAGCCACCGUCAUUAUCCUCGAUCCGAGGAAUUUCUGAUGAUGGCGUAGUAAGGGUUCGCAGAAAACGGAGAAGCUCACUCUCCGACUUGCGCCCUGAUACUGCCUCUUCAGACGCAUCUCAUCUUUCCCCAAGUCAUGCUCUGCGCCGCCCAGUGACUCCUUCCAACCGCCCGCGAGCAGAGAUCACAACCCCGACUAGCCAACCUAGACCCCAGAGCAGCUAUUUAGCGUCACCCGGCAGGGCAACAUCGCCGGGCAAAACAACAUCGCCUGCCCGUUUCGGAUCACCCAUUCGGCAAAAGUCGCCAAUGCGUCCCUCAACACCGAGUAGAAAGGAGAAUAUUGAUCCCAAGAUGCCGCAAACCGAGCGGUCAACCAAGACCAAGAGCGACAUUCCAGACUCGCCAACCCAGGAAACGAAAAGGAGGUCCCGUGCAACCAGCAUUCCACAACGAAGCGCAGGGCUUCGAGAACGCGCACCGGUUAAUGGACCGGAAAUCAAGCGACCACAGUCCUCCUCCUCGUCCCAAAAGCCUCAGAAGUUGCGAAUGCAAAGCCCGCAGAAGCUUCGUGAGCGUGUUCAAGCGGAAAAAAGAGCCCAGGCUAUUAGUCAAAUUAGUCUACGAGACGAAUUGAGAGCAUUGGGUGACGAGAUGCGUAAUUUGAGACUUACGCCUACCAACCAAGCCAGCAUGGAGCCAAACUUGGAGUCCACAGAUUCCUAUCAACCUUCAGGAGUAGGCACAUCCCUUGAAAUUCGAAUGCAGAGACUUGAAGAGCAAUUUGAACUGCUGUCUGGGGAAUACAGCGGCCGUACUUCUGCGCUUGAGAAAGACUUGGAAUCUUCGUUGAUCCUGAGCGAAAAGCGCGUCAAGAAACUAGAUGAACUUUACCGCGAGGCCAGCGCAGAAAACGAGGCACUCUAUGAUCGCUUCAACACGGAACUCAGUAAGAUCGCCAAGGAAGUUCGGACAGGCAAUACAGAAGAUGCUUUACGGUCUCAAUUGACGAACGCUCUUGACGAAAUUGGUCGCCUGAAGAAAGAGAAUUUUCGAUUAAAGAGAGAAGUUGGAGGCCUUCGGGCCCAAUCGGCAGCAGUUGCUCUGCUGCGGGCCAGUGAACAAUAA